GGCGCGCCGAGCGGCUGGGCCCAGCAACCGCGCGGAUGGCGGACUCGCAGCUGUUCUGCGUGGCCGAGGAGCGCAGCGGCCACUGUGCCGUGGUGGAUGGAAACUUCCUCUACGUAUGGGGGGGCUACGUGUCUAUUGAAGACAAUGAAGUAUAUUUGCCUAAUGAUGAGAUUUGGACCUAUGAUAUUGAUAGUGGGUUGUGGACAAUGCACCUCAUGGAAGGAGAACUGCCUACCUCCAUGUCAGGAAGUUGCGGUGCUUGCAUAAAUGGAAAGCUGUACGUUUUUGGAGGAUAUGAUGACAAAGGAUACAGCAAUCGACUUUAUUUUGUUAAUUUGCGAACAAGAGAUGGAACCUACGUUUGGGAAAAAAUCACCAACUUUGAAGGGCAACCACCCACACCACGUGAUAAACUUUCCUGCUGGGUAUAUAAAGACAGAUUAAUAUAUUUUGGUGGCUAUGGAUGUAGGAGACAUAAUGAACUCCAAGAUUGUUUUGAUGUUCAUGAUGCAUCUUGGGAAGAGCAGAUAUUCUGGGGAUGGCAUAAUGAUGUUCACGUAUUUGACACAAAGACACAGAGUUGGCUUCAACCCGAAAUUAAAGGUGGCAUUCCACCACAGCCACGAGCCGCGCAUACGUGUGCAGUUCUUGGAAAUAAGGGCUAUAUCUUUGGCGGACGUGUGUUGCAAACUAGGAUGAAUGAUUUGCACUAUCUAAACUUAGAUACCUGGACCUGGUCUGGAAGGAUUCCUAUUAAUGGAGAAAACCCUAAGCAUCGGUCAUGGCAUACUUUAACACCAAUAGCUGAUGAUACGCUUUUCCUGUUUGGUGGCCUAAGUGCAGACAAUAUUCCAUUAAGUGAUGGUUGGAUUCAUAAUGUCAUAACAAAUUGUUGGAAGCAGCUUACACAUUUACCUAAAACAAAACCCAGGUUAUGGCACACAGCCUGUUUGGGAAAAGAAAAUGAAAUAAUGGUAUUUGGUGGGAGCAAAGAUGAUUUACUUUCCUUGGAUACAGGUCAUUGUAAUGAUUUAUUGAUCUUUCAGACACAGCCUUAUUCAUUACUCAGGUCAUGCCUUGACUGCAUUGGUAAAAAUGCUAUAAUUUUAGAAAGUCAGAUAUCUUUAUUACCUCCUAAACUUCUCCAACAAGUACUCAAAAAAAUAACAUUUUGGACUGCAGCUAAUCACCGGGAAGAACAAAGAGCCCAAAAAGAAGAAACAGAAAAUAAAUAUCAGUGGAUCAGUAGCAAUUAAGUUGUUAUAUAUGUUAUAUGUUUAAACAUUUUAAUCAGACUGUAUAUUUACUCCCCAAAU
This is a messenger RNA of Budorcas taxicolor (takin), 1316 nucleotides long. It is a transcript of the gene KLHDC1, whose product is annotated as kelch domain containing 1. Bases 36 to 1256 code for a protein of 406 amino acids. The record is from RefSeq and is a predicted model, not a curated record. The transcript has 13 exons. Gene Ontology annotation, molecular function: protein binding. Lineage: Eukaryota; Metazoa; Chordata; Mammalia; Artiodactyla; Bovidae.